Tetrahymena thermophila SB210 is the source of this 837-nucleotide messenger RNA. RefSeq names its product UbiE/COQ5 methyltransferase. The record is from RefSeq and is a predicted model, not a curated record. NCBI's taxonomy places the organism in Eukaryota, Ciliophora, Oligohymenophorea, Hymenostomatida, Tetrahymenidae. The transcript has a single exon. Gene Ontology annotation, molecular function: S-adenosylmethionine-dependent methyltransferase activity.
AUGAUAGCUAAAACUAUCCCUGAAAUAGAAGCUUAUUGGAAUUAAUUUUCUUAAAAUUAUGUCAAUAUGUAUAAUGGUAGCAGUACUUUUUACUUAUCACUUAUAAACAUGCUUUAAAUUUAGAAUCGUAAUUGCAUAUUAGAAGUAGGAGCUGGAUCUGGAUUCUUGUUUCAUCAUACAAUGAAUUAUAAAAAAUCUGAAGCAAAAUAUGUGGCAACAGACUUAUCUGAAAAUAUGCUUUAAUAUAUCUUGAUGAGAUUGAAUAUAAAAGAGGCCUUUAAGGAUAAAUACUUCAUCUCAAGUUAUAAUUUAACUAUAGAGAAAGCCAAUGGAGAAGAAUUGCCUUUUCUCGAUGGUACAUUUGAUUGUUAUAUUGCUAAUCUAUGCUUAUAAAUAACUAACGACCCAGCUAAAAUGCUAAAGGAAUCUUAUAGGGUAUUGCAAAAAGGAGGAGUAGCUGGCUUUAGUGUUCAAGGAGAUAAAGAAAAGUCAUCCUUAUUUACAAUUAUAUCUGAUAUUCUAACAGAAUAUGGAUGUUUAAAUACUUAAAUAAGAAGUAAUUUUCACCUCAACAACAGAUAGAAACUAAUUUAAAUGAUGGAAGAAGCAGGUUUUACAAAUAUUAUAUGUUGGGAUCAAUUUUCUCCUUAUCAUAUCUAGAUUGAAGAUAUGCUUAAUUAUUUAGAUUCUCCAAAUAACACUCUUGCUCUUUAAAAAGCAGGCCAAAAUGGCGAUGAAAUUAAAUAAAAAAUAUAAGAAAAGUUAAAAGAUUUGAUUAACAAUAAAAAACUUCCACUUGGUUUAGAUGCAUUACUGAUAAUAGGUGUUAAAAACUGA